Messenger RNA from Heteronotia binoei (common prickly gecko), 1366 nucleotides. Its product is annotated as zinc finger protein 501-like. The record is from RefSeq and is a predicted model, not a curated record. Gene Ontology annotation, biological process: regulation of transcription by RNA polymerase II. NCBI's taxonomy places the organism in Eukaryota, Metazoa, Chordata, Lepidosauria, Squamata, Gekkonidae. The transcript has a single exon. Gene Ontology annotation, molecular function: RNA polymerase II cis-regulatory region sequence-specific DNA binding; DNA-binding transcription factor activity. The coding region runs from base 17 to 1366 and encodes 449 amino acids.
AUACAAGGGAAAGAAUAUGAACAUGUACAACAGAAGUCAGGAAACUGUUAAUAUUAAAUGGAACCCCGAUGACAAAAAGAAAAUAUAUAAAUGCCUGGAGUGUGGAAAAAGCUUUAAGCAGAAAUAUAUACUAACUUCCCAUCAAAUAAUUCACACAGGAGAGAAACCAUUUAAAUGCCUUGAGUGUGGAAAAAGCUUUGGCCAGGGUAGUAAACUUACUUGCCAUCAAAGAAUCCACACAGGGGAGAAACCGUAUAACUGCCUGGAAUGUGGAAAAAGCUUUAGUCAGAGUGGAAACCUUGCUUCCCACAAAAGAAUUCACACAGGAGACAAACCAUAUGAAUGCCUGAAGUGUGGGAAAAGUUUCAAUAAAAGUGGAAACCUUGCUUUGCAUCAGAAAGUUCACACAGGGGAAAAGCCAUAUAAAUGCAUGGAGUGUGGGGAAAGGUUUAGGGACCAUAAAAGUCUUACAUGCCAUGAAAGAAUUCAUACAGGGGAGAAACCAUAUAAAUGCCUAGAGUGUGAGAAAAGCUUCAGUCAGAGUGGAAACCUUACUGUCCAUCAAAGAAUUCACACAGGGGAGAAAAAAUGCAAAUGCCUAGAGUGUGGUAAAUGCUUCUAUGACAGUGGAAAACUUUCUGUCCAUCAAAAAAGUCACACAGGAAAGAAACCAUUUAAGUGCCUGGAGUGUGGUAAAUGCUUCAUUUUUAGCGGAAGCCUUGCUUGUCAUCAAAGGAUUCACAGAGGUGAGAAACCAUAUAAAUGCCUGGAGUGUGGAAAAAGUUUCACGCAGAGUGGAGGUCUUACUUGUCAUCAAAGAAUUCACACAGGGGAGAAACCAUAUAAAUGCCUGGAGUGUGGGAAAAGCUUCACUCAGAAAGGAAGCCUUGCUUCCCAUCAAAGAAUCCACACAGGGGAGAAACCAUAUAAAUGCAUGCAAUGUGAAAAAAGCUUCAGAGUGAAGGACAGCCUUACUAGCCAUCAAAGAAUUCAUACAGGGGAGAAGCCAUAUAGAUGCCUGCAAUGUGGAAAAUGCUUUAAGGACAGAAUCAAACUUACUUCCCAUCAAAGAACUCACACAGGAGAGAAACCAUAUAAAUGCCUGGAAUGUGGAAAAGGCUUUAGUCAGAGGGGAAAUCUGGCUACCCACAAAAGAAUUCACACAGGGGAGAAACCAUAUAAAUGCCUGGAGUGUGGGGAAAGCUUCAGAGUGAGUGAUAGACUUAUUUCCCAUCAGAGAAUUCACAUGGGGAGAACUAUAGAAGUGCCCAGCUUGUGUGGAAAGCUUCAGUCAGAGAGGAAACCUUACUGUCUAUCAAAGAAUUCACACAAGGGAGGGGAAAUACAAAUGCCUAGAGUGUGGUAA